Rangifer tarandus platyrhynchus (Svalbard reindeer) is the source of this 237-nucleotide messenger RNA. The record is from the annotation of a GenBank genome assembly. NCBI's taxonomy places the organism in Eukaryota, Metazoa, Chordata, Mammalia, Artiodactyla, Cervidae.
AUGUCCCUGGAGUCCAGGUGGCAGUGGGUUCCCAUUCCUGGAGCUCUUUAUGCUGGCACCUUAAGUCAGAAAAAGCUCUCCCUUCCUGUUUACCGAGCCGUGCUCUUCACAAAGCCUCAGGUGUGCCAGGCAAUUCUUGUAAAGAUGCUUCAUAUGACCCACACCAGCACUCUGGGCCUGGGCUGGAGGAGGAGAGACUCUCCCUACAGCUUUGUCGUAUGUGGAGUGCAGGACUGA